AUGACAUUGCGGAGACAGCCACGGAAAACAAGUAAAAAAAAAUUACGAGGAUGGUUAAGGCUGCGAAGGGUACCAAUCUGUACAGUUCCAGAUCAGGAAAAAAUGGCUCAUUUGUUUAUUAAAGAACAGCUGACUACCUAUGUUCCUGGGUUAAUUAAUUUUGGAGGGCGAAAGCUGAGUAAGAAAUUAGAAAAAGAUCUAUUUGUACGAAAGCACGGUCCUUCUUGUGGACGUAAUAUAUUGAAUAACAAGACACAUACUGGUUAUAGUACUUAUAAUAAUCAUCUCAAAUAUAUUUUACGAAAAAAGGAUUGGAUAGAUUAUUUCUGCUCAGCGUUAGUUAUUGAUGAGCAAGAUGUUGAUAGUGAAGAUGAUCGCACAAGAAUAUCUGAUGAAAGAAAUAAUGUCAUGGUGGCUUCUCUAAAAGACUGUGUUAUCCAAAAGUUUGACAUUGGUAGUCGGCGCAAAGCAACAAAGAGCCAUCGGGAAAAUUAUACCGAAGAAUAUCAAACAUGGUACAUGAGCAACUCCAGAUCUUCCUUUUGCAUGAAAGCGGUUGCAGAGAAAAAAAUGGUUCCGGCCAAUCGGUCAAAUGUGUCUACAAAUGACGCUAAAAUGCGAGAAUUUGUCGUAAGUGAAAAUGAUUUCCCGGCAGAGAUUUGGAAGCACGCUCGAAGAAUCCGCGGAAUUGUUCCGGAUAUUUACAUAUGUGAUUUACCAAUUAAUUUAGAUUUGUGCGGAAUUUCUCCUUCAUUACCUGAUUAUUUACAGCACUUCAAUGGAGUUGCCUUAUUUCAACCCAGUAAUGACAAAAAUUUGUUGAAGAUAACUCUAAAUCCUGGUUUGGUUGCCGAGAGGGAAGAAAAAUCUUCUAUUUUGCCUAGAUCUAAGAACACUGCUGUUGCAAUUGCAACUGAGCCUUGCCAAGUUUAUGAUUUUGAUGCUGCAGAAAUGGUUGCAUUAUCUAGCGUGUACCAUAGGAAUAGAGCAGAGGUACUCGUGUUUCUUCAUUGCUGUAUUUUUUACUACCAUUUCCGACCACUUUUUCAUGAAUUACUCGCACAGUUAGUGUAUUCUAUCAUAUAAAG
Messenger RNA from Thelazia callipaeda (thelaziosis nematode), 1088 nucleotides. NCBI's taxonomy places the organism in Eukaryota, Metazoa, Nematoda, Chromadorea, Rhabditida, Thelaziidae. The record is from the annotation of a GenBank genome assembly.